Molecule: messenger RNA, 1587 nt
Organism: Schizophyllum commune H4-8
Lineage: Eukaryota; Fungi; Basidiomycota; Agaricomycetes; Agaricales; Schizophyllaceae
Product: SET domain-containing protein
Exons: 4
Coding region: 1-1587 (528 amino acids)
Cellular component (GO): nucleus
Molecular function (GO): protein binding
Source: RefSeq, a predicted model, not a curated record
AUGUCGACGAGGCUCCCUCAUGCCACCUCCGUGGAACCCUUCGAACCUAGAGUAACCUCCUACGGUGGUCGUGGACUCUUUGCCACAAAACCUAUCUCUGCUGGGACUCUGCUACGCACCUGCCCUGCGCCCUACGCCUCGGCGAUUUACGCGCCCUUCCGCAAAGAGGUCUGCGCGCACUGCUUCGCCUACGCCUUCGACGCCGGGAAAAAUGCGUGGAACGUCAAGCACGACGCCUCGCCUGCGUCGCGAUUUUGCAGCGUGGAGUGCAUGCAGUCUUGGGCUGGGGAACACGACCUGUCGCUCGUGGCACGCGUUGAGAAGGCGGUGCAGGGACUGGCGAAGUCUAGCCUUGGUGUCAAGAAACCCGUGGUGGCGCCGGUAAUAGCAUUCGACGGCGCCGCCACAGAUAUCACGAUGCAGGACCUCGACGAGGCAUGGCAGGCGGCGGAGGCGAUGGACGUGAAGGCAGGAACACUCGUGCUGGACGAGAUGGAGGAGGAGAUUAUGCGCUUCGUGCUCUCGGCGAUUUUGCGCAAGUAUCAUGAGGACACUGCUGGACACGCCGCUAGCGCUCAUGACGGGGUGCUUUCUAGUACUCGCGACGACGGCGUUGUCGGUCAGGUCGCCCCUGCAGACUCUAGCGCCGCUCCCACCAUACCAACGAGUCCGGCCGGCCCCUUCUCCGCCUCCAUACCGACCUAUCCGGCCGGCCCCUUCGCCGCCUUCCUCGAGCUCCAGGACAACGAGCUGCAGCACGUGCGCACCAACCCUGCCAUCCUCCCCGCGCAGAUCCGGGUGUGGUUGUUUGUGAGGUUGGCGGUUAUGGGUCUUCCUGCAAGGGGCGGAAGGGGGUCGCGGGAGUCGUCUGCGCGCGGUUCGCGGGAUACGUCUGUGUGGGGGUCGCGGGGCACGUCUGCGCGGGGCUCGCCAGACACGUCUGCGCGCCAGUCGCGUGAACCAUCUGCGCUCGGAUCUCGCGCCUCCCCUGCUCCUGGCGCGCAGCGGACCUCCCCUUCACGGGCUUACCCCUUCACCGCCACCCCCGAACUCCUCCGCAAGGCUGCGGUGCCCGAGCCCCUCCCCAAGGGUACAGUGCCCGAAACCCUCCCCAAGGCUGCGAUAUCAGAACCCCUCCCCAAGGGUACAGUGCCAGAACCCCUCCCCAAGGGUGCCGUGCCCGAACUCCUCCCCUACCUCUCCACGCCCCACCUCCUCCGCGCCAUCCUCGCCCGCGACCACGCGAACGCCUUCGGGCUGUUCGACAUGCAGGAGACGGGCGAGAGCGAGAUGCUCGGCUGGGCGGUGUACGUCGCGGGGAGUUAUUUCAAUCAUGACUGCGCCCCCAACGUCCGCAAGCUCCGCCGCGGGCGCGCGCUCCAGUUCGUCACCACGCGCGACGUCGCGCCCGGGGAGGAGCUGUGCAUCAGUUAUGUGGAUACGCAGGACACGAAAGCCAGCCGCGCGGCACAAUUUGCGCAACACUGGAACUUCGUGUGCGGGUGUGGGCGGUGUCGGGGCGAGAAGGUCGAGGUUUGCGAAGCGACGUGCGGCCUGGAUUGUGACAAGCAGGCCCAGCAGAGCUGA